Ananas comosus (pineapple) is the source of this 1082-nucleotide messenger RNA. RefSeq names its product ferredoxin-thioredoxin reductase, variable chain-like. Lineage: Eukaryota; Viridiplantae; Streptophyta; Magnoliopsida; Poales; Bromeliaceae. Bases 412 to 903 code for a protein of 163 amino acids. Gene Ontology annotation, biological process: photosynthesis. The transcript has a single exon. The record is from RefSeq and is a predicted model, not a curated record.
UGAGCCUGGAGACCCUCCUUAUCCUUUUCCUCUCUCUCUGUCUGUGCUCACCCCUCGUGCCAGAAUUACAUGCGCCUCUCGUUCUUUUCUCUUCCCUUCCCCACCUUAUCCACUUCUCUCACCACUCACUCCCAUUUAUUAUUUCGCCCUAUUUAAUCUCAUUAACAACUCUAAAAAGAAAAAGGAAAAAUUCUUAGGAAUAUUUAUUAUCAAACUGAUAGAUAUAUAUAUGAAAAAGUCGAAAUAGAAGAAACGCGCUUUUCUUAUUUUAUUUCCCUCCCUUCUUCGCCCUAUCCCAACGACCGAUCCAUCGUCAAACCCCAACAACGCUGAUAAAAAAAAUAGCGAAAACGGAUCGAGAAUAAUAGAAAAAAUUCCCAAAAAAACCAUAUUAAAUUCAUCGGAAUAAGAAUGCCUACGCCGGCGACCACCGCCGCCGCCGCCGCUGCCGCCGCGGCGGCGGCGCUUGCUUCCUCCUCCGUCCUCCUCUGCCGCUACCCUCCUCUUCGGCGCCCUCCGAUCCCUCCCUUCCCCCGCGUCGCCGCUUCUCGAAGGCGCGUAGCGUGCCAGGUCGCCGUCACCAGCGACGUCUCGUCGUCGGAGGCGGCGGCGGUGGCGGAGGAGGAGGCGGCGGCGGCGGCGAAGAUCGGGCGGAGGAUCCGCGUGAAGGCGCCGCUCAGGGUGUACCACGUGGCGAAGGCGCCGGAUCUGGAUCUGGGCGGGAUGGAGGGGACGAUCAAGCAGUACGUCGGCGUGUGGAAGGGGAAGCGCAUCAGCGCCAAUCUCCCCUUCAAGGUCGAGUUCCUGAUCCGAAUCGACGGCCAGGAUAGGCCCGUCAAGUUCUUCGCCCACCUCCGGGAGGACGAGUUCGAGUACGUGCCCUCCUCCGAUGGCCCUAAUUGAGAUCGCCCUUUUUGGGGUUUGUAUCGGUGAGAUCGGGGAACAAACCCUAGCUCCUCCUCCUCCUCUUCCUCUGCAUAUUCAUAUCCUGUUUUUAUUUACAUAAUAAAUGGUCGCUGUACUUGUAUAUUAUUUGAUAGGCUGCGAAAUUUAAGAAAAAGCCUGCUAGUUCUCUUAUUGGC